Messenger RNA from Auxenochlorella protothecoides, 1251 nucleotides. RefSeq names its product Uridine kinase-like protein 1, chloroplastic. Gene Ontology annotation, cellular component: cytoplasm. The annotation marks the transcript as partial. The transcript is spliced from 9 exons. The record is from RefSeq and is a predicted model, not a curated record. Gene Ontology annotation, molecular function: kinase activity; ATP binding. NCBI's taxonomy places the organism in Eukaryota, Viridiplantae, Chlorophyta, Trebouxiophyceae, Chlorellales, Chlorellaceae.
GCCAGUGGCAAAACCACUGUUUGUGACCUCAUCAUUCAGCGCCUGCAGGAGCAGAGCGUAGUUAUGCUGGCCCAGGAUUCCUUCUACCGAGCCUUGACACCCAAGGAGCUGGAGAAUGUCCAGGAGUACAACUUUGACGUGCCAGAGGCCUUUGACGAGGAGACCAUCAUCGACUGCCUGACAGCGCUCAAGGCUCAGAGGUCCUUCGAGGUCCCGGAGUACGACUUCAACACUCAUACUCGCAGCGAUCGCACGCGGCGCGUGCUGCCUGCUGACGUGGUCAUCAUCGAAGGCAUCCUGGUGCUGCACAUUGCCAGCAUCCGCGGCAUGCUCAACAUGAAGAUCUACGUCGACACCGAUGACGACGUCCGGCUGGCUCGCAGGAUCCAGCGCGAUGUCGCAGACAGGGGGCGUGACGUGGCGGGUGUGAUCGAGCAGUACACAAAGUUUGUGAAGCCCGCCUUUGACACCUACGUGGCCCCCUCCCGGAAGCAUGCUGAUGUCAUCAUUCCCUGGGCACGGGGGGACAAUGCAGUGGCCAUCGACCUCAUCACAGAGCACAUCCGCAUGAAGCUACAGCAGCAUGAUCUCAGACGGAUCUACACCAACCUAGAGAUCAUCCCCAGCAACUACCAGAUCCGUGGCAUGCACACCAUCAUCAGGGAUGUGAGGACAUCCAAGGCAGACUUUGUAUUCUACGCUGACCGCCUCCUGCGUCUGGUGGUGGAGGCAGGGCUGGGCCACCUUCCCUUCCAGGAGAUGACGGUGAUCACCCCCACCGGCCACCCCUACGUCGGCGUGGACUUUGCCAAGAAGCUGUGCGGCGUAUCCAUCAUCCGGUCGGGGGAGAGCAUGGAGCCCGCGCUGCGCGCCUGCUGCAAGGGCAUCAAGAUCGGCAAGAUCCUGGUGCACCGCGAGAAGACCGAGCUUGGGGUGCGGGCGGCGGUGGAGCGCGAGAUCGUGUACGAGAAGCUGCCCACCGACAUCGCCGAGCGCUAUGUGCUGCUGAUGGACCCCAUCCUAGCGUCCGGGUACUCUGCCCAGCGCGCCAUCCAGGUGUUGCUGGACAAAGGCGUUGAUGAGGGGCGCAUCCUGUUCCUCAACCUGGUGGCCGCGCCAGAGGGCGUGCAUCGCAUCUGCCGCGCCUUCCCCCGCCUCAAGCUGGUGACCAGCGAGAUCGACGAGGGGCUGGAGGCCUUCGCCGUGAUCCCAGGUGUUGGCGAGUUUGGCGACCGCUACUUCUGUGAUUGA